AUGAUCAGCCCAACCACAGCUAAAACCAAGGGAAUUGGACUUGCUAGUGUGGCACACUAUGUAUUGAAUCGUGUAUGGAAACAGCAGGAUAUUCCAAUUCCAUUGAAACUACGUGUUUUCAAUGCAGCCGUUCUCUCCAUUGUAUUAUACGGUAGUGAAUACUGGGCUCUAACACCAACUUUGACUAGACGACUAGUUAGCUUCGAGAACAGAUGCUUACGUCAUAUUUUGGGCAUCAACUGGACAGAUCAUGUCACCAAUGACGAGGUUCGACGUCUUUCUGGACAACCUUCUAUUGAGAUCACACUGCGUAAACGACGUCUCCAGUGGCUUGGACACUUACUUAGAAUGCCAGACAGUAGACCGGCCAAAGAAAUGCUUCUUUGGGAAUCACCCGGAACACAAAGAAAAGGGAAACUUCGAACACGACUAGUAGAUGUUUGGAGAAAAGAUCUUGAAUCUAUCAUACUAACUGUUCCAGAAUUACAAUAA
This is a messenger RNA of Didymodactylos carnosus, 492 nucleotides long. Lineage: Eukaryota; Metazoa; Rotifera; Eurotatoria; Philodinida; Philodinidae. The record is from the annotation of a GenBank genome assembly.